AAACCACUGACGUUACUAUGCAUAUAUAGAAACCCCACCACCACCAACCUAAUAUUUUUCUCUGUAAAAAAAGGAAAGAAGAAUAAGAAGAAGAACUUGAUAUCCAUUGUUGUGUUCUUCUUCUUGUUCUUCCCUGAUACUGAAUUAUGGGUACUCAGGUUUCUAAACAAGUCGAACGACGAAAGGCUAUCAAAACGGAGAAGAAGGUUCUCGUUGAUCUUCAUCAGAACACCAGCGAAGAAUAUCCCGGGAGUGAUUACCGGCCGUCGGAUCGGAAAAACUGGAUGGGAGAACUAAACCCAGAAAAGCUUCACAUCAACAAGAUCGUUUGGCCAGGAACUCAUGACUCCGCCACCAAUAAGAUCGGAAUCCCACUCAUCUCUCGACCCUUUGCUCAAUGCCAAUCCUUGUCCAUAUACCAACAACUCAUUUUAGGUACCCGAGUGCUUGAUAUCCGAGUCCAAGAAGAUCGCCGAGUCUGCCAUGGUAUUCUCGCCACGUACAGCAUCGACGUCGUUAUCAACGACGUCAAGAAAUUCUUGUCGGAGACCCAAUCGGAGAUCAUCAUUCUCGAGAUCCGGACCGAGUUCGGCCACGAAGACCCGCCGGAGUUCGAGAAGUACGUAGAGGAACAACUGGGUGAGUAUCUAAUCCACCAAGACGAACACGUCUUCGGAAAGACUGUAGCCGAACUUUUGCCGAAACGAGUCAUCUGCGUUUGGAAGCCGAGAAAAUCACCCCAACCCAAAGCGGGUAGCCCAUUUUGGAACUCGGGUCAUUUGAAGGACAACUGGAUUGACACCGAUUUGCCGUCGACCAAGUUCGAGAGCAACAUGAAGCAUUUGAGCGAGCAACCUCCGGUAACCUCAAGAAAAUUCUUCUACAGAGUUGAGAACACUGUCACUCCCAAAGCGGACAACCCGGUUCUGUGCGUUAAACCGGUAACGCGUCGGAUCCAUGGGUACGCGAGGCUGUUCAUAGCCCAGUGCUUUGCCAAAGGUUGUGCUGAUAAGUUGCAGAUUUUCUCAACGGACUUUAUCGAAGAGGAUUUUGUUGAUUCGUGCGUUGGGGUCACCCAUGCAAGGGUCGAAGGCAAAGUCUAAGGAUAACAACUCAAAUUCCCACUCUUCUCUAUAAACUGUCGUUUAAUGUUCAUUUGUUAAUAAUCUUGGGGGCAUCGACUGUCGUUUUAUCUGUAUGUACGUACGUUUAUUUGUUUAUAGUUAUACCACGGGUCUGGGGUACGUUUAAUUUGUUCGUUGCUGUGUAAAUUAUUGGGAUACAUUUGGUUUGAAACGACAUAAUACUGUAUUUACUUUGGCUCUUGUUAAGGUUUGUAAAUGUUUUUGGAAUUGGAAGAGUUAUUAAUAGAAAUUUAAAGGUGUGUGGAAUCAAAGAA
This is a messenger RNA of Humulus lupulus (European hop), 1399 nucleotides long. RefSeq lists its product as uncharacterized. The record is from RefSeq and is a predicted model, not a curated record. Gene Ontology annotation, biological process: lipid metabolic process. The transcript has a single exon. The coding region runs from base 147 to 1103 and encodes 318 amino acids. NCBI's taxonomy places the organism in Eukaryota, Viridiplantae, Streptophyta, Magnoliopsida, Rosales, Cannabaceae. Gene Ontology annotation, molecular function: phosphoric diester hydrolase activity.